AUGGAGUACCUCAUCUUUUACGAAAGAAGUCGGAGGAAGGAUUCGAGUAAGGGAAAGAUCAAGGUCAAAGCUAGAGUAUUAUUUAGGGGCAAGAUCAAGAUAUGCCUCAAGAGGAAACAAAAGGGUUGGAUGUAUAAACAGGUUACUAUUAGUAGUAAGAACAAGGCAAGAUUAAGAUCCGGGCCACGGGCAAGAUCCACUGCACGAGUAUGGGACAAGGUAAGGUCAAAUGUGCCUACAAGAUGA
Molecule: messenger RNA, 246 nt
Organism: Plasmodium inui San Antonio 1
Lineage: Eukaryota; Apicomplexa; Aconoidasida; Haemosporida; Plasmodiidae
Exons: 1
Coding region: 1-246 (81 amino acids)
Source: RefSeq, a predicted model, not a curated record